This is a messenger RNA of Plasmodium fragile, 978 nucleotides long. RefSeq lists its product as uncharacterized. Lineage: Eukaryota; Apicomplexa; Aconoidasida; Haemosporida; Plasmodiidae. Bases 1 to 978 code for a protein of 325 amino acids. The transcript is spliced from 2 exons. The record is from RefSeq and is a predicted model, not a curated record.
AUGGAACUGGUUAGAAGUUCAUACUCAAAUAUUAUAAGCCCUAUUCAACAACGGCUUAGAAAUGCAUUAACUAUAAAUAAGGAAAGCAUACUGUCAAAUAUUGACGCGCGUUCCAUUGCUCCGUAUAUAUAUUUCAUCUUAUUCACCCUGGCAGCUGUUCUUCUGUUCGUAAAGCGUCUCCCACAGAAAAAACAUGAGGAAAUACCAGAAACGCCGCAGAAUAGAGAAUUAUACAAAGAAAUCGCCCUUGAACAAGGACUAAUUGAGAAAUCAGAAGAAUUGAAAAAAUAUGCAUGGAAUAACUGGUUUAUGAAACUGCAAACAGACUGGAAUUAUUUCAAUGCGGGUCUCGAGAAUGGAAAAAAGACAUGGUUUGAUGCAAAAGAAAAAGAAUGGCAGAAAUGGCUAGAGUCUAUGGAAGACAGAUGGGCACAUUAUAACGAAAAUAUGGACACAGAAUUUAAAUCGGAUAUUUUAAAGAAUGCACAAGAUUGGGAUGAAAAUCAAUGGGAAACCUGGAUGAAAGAUGAAGGGGAAAAAAUUAUGGAAAUGCAUUACCAUAAAUGGAUUGAUGGAAGUUAUGCUCAUUAUAAUGCUUGGAUUAUAAAAAAAUGGGAAGAAUGGAAGAACGAAAAAAUCCUCACAUGGUUAUUAAAAGAUUGGAGACGUAAAGAAUUUGAUUACUGGCAAAAAUAUAAAGAUUUAACCCUACCAGAACCAUUAUAUGAAAGGGCACAAAGUAACUGGAAUAAAUGGAAUAACAGAUUAUGCAAUGAGAAAGAGCAAUGGAAAAAAUGGGUUGCCGAAAAAUAUGAAUUCUAUGAAAACAGUGAGUGCAAGCAAUGGAAGAAAUGGAAAGAUGGUAGAGAAGUCUUGUUUAACGAGUGGAGGGAAUCAUAUAUGUGCAAAUUGGUAGCAGGAAAAAAGUGGAAGGUCUGGAUUGAAGAGAAAAAAAAUGAAACAGCUUGCGGUGCAUAA